Messenger RNA from Cornus florida, 1207 nucleotides. RefSeq names its product protein FEZ-like. The transcript has 3 exons. The record is from RefSeq and is a predicted model, not a curated record. Gene Ontology annotation, molecular function: DNA binding. Gene Ontology annotation, biological process: regulation of DNA-templated transcription. Lineage: Eukaryota; Viridiplantae; Streptophyta; Magnoliopsida; Cornales; Cornaceae. The coding region runs from base 68 to 1207 and encodes 379 amino acids.
UACAUACUCUUAGAGUUCAGUUCAAAGAAUUUGAGCUGUAUAUAUUCAGAGGGAGAAGUGAAAAAGAAUGGAAGAAAAGAAUGACGCUGAGAAGCUUGAUGAUGUGAUUUUACCGGGGUUUCGAUUUCAUCCUACAGACGAAGAGCUUGUUGGAUUCUACCUGAAGAAGAAGAUUCAGCAGAAACAUCUUCCUAUUGAGCUGAUUAAGCAAGUGGAUAUCUACAAAUAUGAUCCAUGGGAUCUUCCAAAGCUGGCAUCUUCUGGGGAGAAAGAGUGGUAUUUCUACUGUCCAAGGGACCGGAAAUACAGGAACAGUGCCCGGCCAAACCGUGUCACAGGAGCUGGAUUCUGGAAGGCCACAGGAACCGACCGGCCAAUAUACUCCUCUGAUGGCACCAAGUGCAUUGGUUUGAAGAAGUCCCUAGUGUUCUACAGGGGCAGAGCUGCCAGAGGGAUCAAAACUGACUGGAUGAUGCAUGAGUUUCGACUUCCUUCUAUCCCAGACUCAGGACCUCCCAGGAAGCUCUUAGAUAAAAGCCUUCCUCCAAAUGAUUCAUGGGCGAUUUGUAGAAUAUUCAAGAAAACCAAUUCCAUGGCACAGAGAGCACUUUCUCAAUCUUGGGGAUCUCCAUUACCUCAAACAAUUGCAGCACCUGAUAUGUACAGUUCAGAGAACAUCCCUUGCACAACCGAAACCGGAUCAACUAGUUUUUCUGCCCUAGACAUCCCCUCAUACAAGCCCAUCAUCAAUCCAACAGUACUUUGUAAACAAUCUCCAUUUUCCAUCCCAAAUGGAGACCUCAUCUCUGAUGGCUUUAUGUAUUCACCUCUUGACAUAUCAACAUCCACCACAAAGUGUACAGUUGAUGUUUCUAAUUCUAUGCUUUUCAAUCUGUCCCCUUCCCUUAUUGGGGAUUUUAACAAGGCCUCCAAUAACAUUGAAUUUGAAGGACAACAACAGCAGUUCAACAGCUUUUCAAUCACUUCGCCGCGAGAUGUUCAUGAAAGCUUAGGCACAGGAGAGGAUUACAUGGACUUAAAGAAGAAUUCAAGUGCAACCCAUGAUAAUAGCCAGUGGGGGAAUUUCAGAUCAAUUGGAUUUCCUUUCAGUUUGCCUUCAACUCAGACUGAUUCAUUGGCAUGGGAUUCUCCUCCUUGUGCUAGUGAAAUGUCCACUACUUAUUCUACGAACAAAUGUUAUAAUUAA